GAGGCGGGGCGGGGGCAGGGAUUAGUGGACUUCCGGUGCUCUCGCAGUGCACACUCUGUUGUGGUGGUGUAUGUCCCUUCUUCGUCCUCUUUCUGUGAUUUGAUCGUUUCAUUGGUUUGGAGUCGCGGCAGGGCAGGCAGCGAUGGCGGUCGCGUCCAUGAGUGCUGUGUGCGUAGGAAGCGCUUUUGGUGCGUCUGCGACGGAUCAGGCACACUCCACUCUUGGCAUGGGAAGCUCGACUGUGUUCGGCGAGACACUGCGGUGCGGCAGCGCUGGCGGCUCCUUGCGGUUCUCGCACAAGACACUCUCACAGCCGGUUUGUAAAUGUGUCAUUUCGAACUCUUCGAACAACUCAUCGGUUUCUUCCAAGGGGCGCACUGUUGUUCCGCCUAUGCACCAGGACAACUGGAACAAUAUAUCGUUCGGGUCCAGACCUUUAACUGACCUGUCUGUGCCUGAAUUGCGACACAACAGUAGCCGGUUGAAGAUCUUUUCUGGCACCGCCAACCUGCAGCUUUCGCAGGAAAUCGCUUGUUAUAUGGGUCUUGAUUUGGGCAAGAUCAAGAUCAAGCGGUUUGCGGAUGGAGAAAUAUAUGUGCAACUCCAAGAGAGCGUCCGUGGUUGUGAUGUGUUCUUGGUGCAACCGACGUGUCCGCCAGCUAAUGAAAAUUUGAUGGAGCUUUUAAUUAUGAUUGAUGCAUGCCGACGAGCAUCAGCAAAAACUAUCACCGCUGUCAUACCAUACUUUGGUUAUGCUAGAGCUGAUCGGAAGACGCAAGGCCGAGAAUCGAUUGCAGCUAAACUGGCUGCUAAUUUAAUUACUGAAGCUGGGGCAAACCGUGUGCUCACUUGUGACCUGCACUCUGGCCAGUCGAUGGGCUACUUUGAUAUUCCCGUUGACCAUGUUUAUGGCCAACCUGUGAUCCUGGACUAUCUGGCGAGCAAGAUGAUUUCAUCAGAUGACUUGGUUGUAGUAUCCCCUGAUGUGGGAGGAGUUGCUCGAGCGAGGGCUUUUGCUAAAAAGUUGUCAGAUGCCCCUUUGGCUAUCGUAGACAAGAGGCGGCAGGGCCAUAACAUUUCUGAGGUCAUGAAUUUGAUUGGAGACGUCAAAGGAAAAGUGGCUGUCAUGGUGGACGACAUGAUAGACACUGCCGGCACUAUCACAAACAGUGCAGCACUUCUACAUGCUGAAGGAGCUCGAGAGGUGUAUGCUUGCUGCACACAUGCAGUUUUCAGUCCACCUGCAAUUGAACGACUAUCUGGGGGACUUUUCCAGGAGGUGAUCAUCACGAACACUAUUCCGGUGAAGGAGCAAAAUUACUUUCCCCAGCUAACUGUGUUGUCGGUUGCCAAUCUCUUGGGAGAAACGAUAUGGCGUGUCCAUGACGACUGCUCCGUGAGCAGUAUCUUUCGAUGAUUCAUGAACCUCCUCAGAACACUCCAAAUUCAAUGACUUUCAACGACAACUUUGUGGCUGCUUUCGUAUGGAAGCUCCCUUUCAGUUAAUUCUGUCUGGCACUGAAAUGAUUAGCCAGUUUUAAAUUUUGUAGGAUACACAUCUUCUUAUUUAUCUAAACAACAGUCGUUGUGCGGCUAAGUGCUGUCCGUGGAUCUCACACAAACCCUGAUGUGAUGCGAGUAUCUUGGUGGCCUCCCACGGAUGACACGAAACGCAAGUGAAGAGCUCAGGUUUUGCUUAUUUGACCCCACUUUCGCUCCAAAAUCUCUUGGCACUUAUCUUGUGCACCAGUGAUAUUUCGUUCUCUAAUGUUAGCAGGUAGCGGCAGCUCUGUUUGGCCUUAUCAAUGUGCAACUGAGUCAUGCUUUGGUUUUGCCCCUUUCUACUAAGAAAUAUCAGAAAUCGCUUGAUGAAGGUGGUCACCAUGGUGUGAGUCUUAGAGCCCAUCAAUUCUGUAGAGAAACUCCUGUUCAGCAUGUUACACGUCAGAACAGAUGCAAUUUAGAUAAAUGUCUUGUUACCACGAACUCUUCGAAUGUAUUUCGAUCAAAUGUUGACAUGAUAACUUUCAACCUCUAUAUUAAAGCCACUUGUAUGUUCA
Molecule: messenger RNA, 2060 nt
Organism: Physcomitrium patens
Lineage: Eukaryota; Viridiplantae; Streptophyta; Bryopsida; Funariales; Funariaceae
Product: ribose-phosphate pyrophosphokinase 1
Biological process (GO): 5-phosphoribose 1-diphosphate biosynthetic process; ribonucleoside monophosphate biosynthetic process; purine nucleotide biosynthetic process
Cellular component (GO): cytoplasm; ribose phosphate diphosphokinase complex
Molecular function (GO): ribose phosphate diphosphokinase activity; magnesium ion binding
Source: RefSeq, a predicted model, not a curated record